GCGUAUUUUGUCCUACGCAGCGUCCCGUACGUAAACACGGAAGUGGCGAUACCAGGAUGGAUAAUAUCGAUUCAGGCAUAAAAUGUAUAAAAUGCGCAUUUACUACUGCAAUUAGCUACACGAUUAUUUGAUAAAUUCCACGUUUAUUUCCUAGCAUAGUUAGAAUGUAUUAAAUUUUGUAUGUAUUUGUUUUAUUUUCGUAACGUUAACCACCCUAGCUAUGUAGUUUAAAAAAAAAACAGCUAGCUAGCUAAUUAGCAGCGGUGCUAAUGAAAUAUAUUAAAAUGGUGCAGAACAUGUUUCGGACCGGGUUUCUGGUUCGGGCCACACACACCCUGCUAACCUGGGUCAUAACCCUCAUACUGUUCCUGCACAACACCGAUUUGCGGAAGUGUGAGGAGCGAGGAGAGCUGUUGCUGCCGGUUCUGUUCUUCCUCCUGGUCAUGCUGUCGGUGCUGUUAUACUUUGCUGUUUCUUUAAUGGACCCUGGCUUCGUUCUCACCGACACGGUCCAGGGCGUUCAGGGUUCAAAUGAGGAAAUGGAGUCGAUGAUUCCUCAGACUUCGACCCCUCGGCUGCGGCGCUGUGGAUACUGCCUGCUGCAGCAGCCAAUGAGAGCGAAGCACUGUCAGACGUGUAAACGCUGCGUUCGACGGUUCGACCACCACUGUCCCUGGAUCGAGAACUGCGUAGGAGAGAGGAACCACCGCUGGUUCAUCGUCUACCUGCUGGUGCAGCUGCUCGCUCUUCUGUGGGCUCUUCACAUCGCUCUGUCUGGCAUUUCACCCAGCGUCACAUGGGAGCUGUGGUUCAGAGUGAACGGGUUCCUGUUGGCGGCGCUGGGCGUUAUUGGUGUUUUCUCUGUGGUGGUGCUGCUGCUGCUGGGCUGCCACCUCUACCUGGUCUCCAUCAACUACACCACCUGGGAGUUCAUGUCCCAUCACAGGAUCUCGUACCUGAAGAACUGCGGAGACGAGGAGAACCCCUUUGACCGCGGAGUCUUCUGCAACCUGUGGCAUUUCUUCUGCAUCUGCAGGACGGUGGUGUGGGAGCAGAUAUACUACAGAAACACCCCAAAUUCUGUCUGACCACCAACCAGACGGCACGUUACUGUCAGACACUACUUUCAGGGAAAAAAAAAAAAUCAUUUUACAACCUCAAAAGCAGAUUUCAGUUCUUUUUAUUUCCCUUUUGGGUAGAACUUGACAACUGAAUUGCGUAACUACCUGCAAACGUUGAGAGCAGACAUACAGCCAGACAUUAAGCAAAUUACCUGCAUUCAAGCUAGUUAUGGCUUAAUCAAUUUUCAACGCUGUUGUACCUGAUUUUUGAUGUGAUUCACAUAACAAAACAUGAUUACCCCGCUUACCUAACUUUUGAGUAGAAACAUGUUUUUCUGCAACAAAAAAACAACUUUUAAACACGCUAGCAGUGAUGUCAAUGUCUGUUUACCACGUUGGUCCUGACUGAAAUAUUUCAGAAACUAUUGGAUGGAUUGCCAUUAAAUUUUGUAGACAUUCAUGUUCCUCAGAGGAUGAAUCUUAAUGACUUUGGUGUAGGGCUGUCCCCGAUCAGUCUGCACUUCUAACCCGAUGCACGGACUCUGAAGGUUUCUCUCCAACACACCUUACUUACAAAUAUGAGAAAUAUAUUAUUCACUGCCCUGCCCAGUUAGAGUUAGCCUACACGAGUCUCACGUUUUACCUGUAAGACUCACGUUUUAAUGCCCUUGUUCAUCAUCUGUGAUGUGCAAACAUCAGAUUUCCACACAGAGGAAUAAAAAGUGUUAAUAGUUCAGUUAUAAAAUCCUCACACUGGAUGGCAGAACAGGCGGUCGUACCAGCGUUAAGUUUGAGGUCACUUUGCUCUGUUUGUAAAGUUCAUAUUCUGCCAUGCCGUUGCUCUGUGUACAGUGACGCAGCUAAAAAGAAAGUGCAGUGAUUCAUUUAGGCUUUUAGGGGCCAGCCCUACUUAAGUCAUCCUCUGACUUUUCCUCUAACGCCACCGUGAGGUUCACAUUUGUGGUUUUGAAUGAAAUAUCUCAAUUUGGUUCAGACAUUCAUGUUUCCCUCAGGAUGAAUUGUAAUCACUUUGGUCAUCCUCUGACUUUUCAUGUAGGGUUUAUGACCAAAUACCCAGCUGUACUUUGUGUUUAACGCUAAUUAGCAAAUGUUAGUAUGCUAACAUGCUAAACUAAGAUGGAGAACAAGGUAAACAUUAUACCUGCUAAAUGUCAGCAUGUUAGCAUGUUAACUUUAGCAUUUAGCUAAAGCCUCAUAGAGCUACUAGCAUGGCUGUAGUCUUGUUUUCAUUUAACAAAGUAAUCCAGACUUCUUCGUGCGGGUGUUUUGACGCGUGUCAUACUCUCACAGCGUGUGUGUGUGUGUUGCUCUUUACAGUUUGAAAAGAACAGAAUUAUAAGUAAGGCAUAAUCCUACCAAAGAGUCAGUAAACAAGGCUAAGGAUCUGACAUUCUGCGCUCAUUUUUUGGUUCUUGACAGCGAUACUUGAUUCUGCUGACCAAAAAGCAAUGAGGUUUCACAACUAGUAUCUGGCUGGCAGAUGGAAACUUCCCCUUCACGGUUUGCAGAUAAUUCCUGAAUAUUUAAUUAAACUCUGGUCUGGGAGCAAUUUGUCUGGGAGACUUUUUUUAAAAUUUUUUUUACAGACCCUUUUCUGACUGAAUAUCGCUGGAUUCAUUACACUCCAGGGCAAAAAGGCUGAACACUAUGUGGUGAUAGUUAAGUCCACAAUUACAGAAAUGCAUAAAAAACAAACAGUAUUUUCAGAAGAAAACCACUCUGCCUGAUUGAAACUAUUUUUUCCUCAGGUCUGGUCACCACUUUCUCUUCUGUAAAUGUUUCUGUCGUUGCCUCGUGAGAGUGGUGACCCCACGUUAUAACACUAAGGGCCUUUAUGUCUGUUGCAAAUAAUGUCUUUUGCUUUUUGUUUAAUGUAACUGUUUGUUUUUACUGUUAAAAAUAAAUGUAAUAAUUUAAAAAGAUAA
Molecule: messenger RNA, 3007 nt
Organism: Siniperca chuatsi (mandarin fish)
Lineage: Eukaryota; Metazoa; Chordata; Actinopteri; Centrarchiformes; Sinipercidae
Product: palmitoyltransferase ZDHHC12-B-like
Exons: 5
Coding region: 270-1088 (272 amino acids)
Biological process (GO): protein targeting to membrane; peptidyl-L-cysteine S-palmitoylation
Cellular component (GO): endoplasmic reticulum; Golgi apparatus
Molecular function (GO): protein-cysteine S-palmitoyltransferase activity
Source: RefSeq, a predicted model, not a curated record